Lagopus muta (rock ptarmigan) is the source of this 2885-nucleotide messenger RNA. RefSeq names its product N-alpha-acetyltransferase 15, NatA auxiliary subunit (gene NAA15). Gene Ontology annotation, biological process: N-terminal peptidyl-methionine acetylation. NCBI's taxonomy places the organism in Eukaryota, Metazoa, Chordata, Aves, Galliformes, Phasianidae. Gene Ontology annotation, cellular component: NatA complex; cytoplasm. The record is from RefSeq and is a predicted model, not a curated record. Bases 145 to 2742 code for a protein of 865 amino acids. Gene Ontology annotation, molecular function: protein binding; protein-N-terminal amino-acid acetyltransferase activity. The transcript is spliced from 20 exons.
CGGUGGGGGUGGGGAGGCGGCGGUCAGGCUCCGGCGCGGGGGGAAGGCUCCCGGCGGCGGCGAGCGAGCGGCGGGAACGGGACGCGACCCGCCCGCUCUCCCACCCCUCCCGGAGCCUGUCGGCGGGAGCGGAGCGGCGGGACCAUGCCGUCGGUCAGCUUGCCGCCCAAGGAGAACGCUCUCUUCAAGCGCAUCCUGCGGUGUUAUGAACAUAAGCAGUAUAGAAAUGGGCUGAAGUUUUGUAAGCAGAUCCUUUCUAACCCAAAGUUUGCAGAACAUGGAGAAACCUUGGCGAUGAAAGGACUAACAUUAAACUGUCUGGGGAAGAAAGAGGAAGCUUAUGAGCUGGUGCGCAGAGGCCUAAGGAAUGACUUGAAGAGUCAUGUCUGUUGGCAUGUCUAUGGUCUGCUUCAGAGGUCAGACAAGAAGUAUGAUGAAGCUAUCAAAUGCUAUAGAAAUGCACUGAAAUGGGACAAAGACAAUCUUCAAAUCUUGAGAGAUCUUUCUCUGCUACAGAUUCAAAUGAGGGAUCUUGAAGGUUACAGGGAAACAAGAUAUCAGUUGCUUCAGCUCCGACCUGCACAACGAGCAUCAUGGAUAGGCUACGCUAUUGCUUACCAUCUGUUGGAAGACUAUGAAAUGGCAGCAAAAAUUUUAGAGGAAUUUAGGAAGACUCAGCAGACAUCACCUGAUAAAGUGGACUACGAGUACAGUGAGCUGCUGCUGUAUCAAAAUCAAGUCCUCCGUGAGGCAGGACUACAUAAAGAAGCGUUGGAGCAUCUUUGUACCUAUGAAAAACAGAUCUGUGAUAAAUUGGCUGUGGAAGAAACUAAAGGAGAACUCCUGCUUCAACUUGGCAGACUUGAAGAAGCUGUUGAUGUCUACAAAGGAUUGCAAGAAAGAAAUCCUGAAAACUGGGCCUACUACAAGGGCCUCGAAAAGGCACUUAAACCAGCUAAUAUGAUGGAGAGGCUAAAGAUUUAUGAAGAGGCCUGGACUAAGUACCCAAGGGGACUAGUUCCAAGAAGAUUGCCAUUAAAUUUUUUGUCAGGUGAAAAGUUUAAGGAGUGUCUGGACAAGUUCCUAAGGAUGAAUUUCAGCAAAGGUUGCCCGCCAGUCUUCAAUACCUUACGAUCGUUAUAUAAAGACAAGGAGAAGGUGGCAAUCAUUGAAGAGCUGGUGGUGGGUUAUGAAACCUCCCUAAGAAGUUGCCGGUUAUUUCACCCAAACGAUGACGGUAAAGAAGAACCUCCAACCACUUUACUUUGGGUCCAGUAUUAUUUGGCUCAACAUUACGAUAAAAUAGGGCAGCCGUCGCUGGCUCUAGAAUACAUAAAUGCUGCUAUAGAAAGUACUCCCACUUUGAUAGAGCUGUUCCUUGUGAAGGCAAAAAUCUAUAAGCAUGCUGGAAAUAUCAAAGAAGCUGCAAGGUGGAUGGAUGAGGCUCAGGCUUUGGACACGGCAGACCGAUUUAUCAACUCCAAAUGUGCAAAAUACAUGUUGAAAGCAAACUUUAUUAAAGAAGCAGAGGAAAUGUGUUCAAAAUUUACGAGGGAAGGAACCUCGGCAGUGGAGAACUUGAAUGAGAUGCAGUGCAUGUGGUUUCAGACAGAAUGUGCGCAGGCUUACAAAGCGAUGAAUAAAUUUGGAGAAGCACUUAAGAAAUGCCACGAAAUUGAGAGACAUUUUGUAGAAAUCACAGACGACCAGUUUGACUUCCACACUUACUGCAUGAGGAAGAUUACUCUUAGGUCUUACGUGGACUUGUUAAAGCUGGAAGAUGUACUUCGACAACAUCCAUUCUACUUCAAAGCGGCACGGAUUGCCAUAGAGAUAUAUUUGAAACUUCACGAUAAUCCCUUAACAGAUGAAAAUAAAGAGCACGAGGCAGAUACAGCAAAUAUGUCUGAUAAGGAGCUGAAGAAGCUACGAAAUAAGCAGAGAAGAGCACAGAAGAAAGCACAGCUGGAGGAGGAGAAGAAGAAUGCCGAGAAAGAGAAGCAACAGAGGAAUCAGAAAAAGAAGAAAGAUGACGACGAUGAGGAAAUCGGAGGCCCGAAAGAAGAACUGAUUCCUGAGAAAUUGGCCAAGGUUGAAGCACCUUUGGAAGAAGCCAUUAAAUUUUUAACCCCCCUGAAGAAUUUAGUGAAGAACAAAAUAGAGACGCAUCUCUUUGCCUUUGAGAUUUAUUUUCGAAAAGAGAAGUUCCUUCUGAUGCUUCAGUCUGUGAAGAGAGCUUUUGCUAUCGACUCCAGUCAUCCUUGGCUUCACGAGUGUAUGAUUCAUCUCUUCAGCAGCGUGUCUGAAAGUAAGGAUCUGCCUGAUGCAGUUAGAACAGUGUUGAACCAAGAGAUGAAUCGGCUUUUUGGAGCAACUAAUCCAAAGAACUUCAAUGAAGCUUUUCUUAAGAAGAACUAUGACUCGCUACCGCAUAGGUUAUCAGCUGCCAGAAUGAUGUACUAUUUAGAUCCUUCCAGUCAGAAAAGAGCGGUGGAGCUGGCGAUGACCCUGGACGAAUCCCUCACUAACAGAAAUCUUCAGACUUGUAUGGAGGUAUUAGAAGCUUUAUGUGACGGUAGCCUUGGAGACUGUAAAGAAGCAUCUGAAACUUACAGAGCAAAUUGUCAUAAGCUUUUCCCUUACGCUUUGGCUUUCAUGCCCCCUGGUUAUGAAGAGGAUAUGAAGAUCACAGUUAACGGAGAUAGUUCUGCAGAACCUGAAGAACUGGCCAAUGAAAUAUGAACAACUGUAUUGGAAAAAAAUGACAUUGGACCAUAUCUGGCGUAUAAUAUUUUUGUCACGCACCUGCUGAAUUGUUCUAACUUACACGGAGAACGGAAGGGAAAAAAACUGUUGCCUUCAAAUAGUUUUACGUUUUUUUUUUU